Molecule: messenger RNA, 4728 nt
Organism: Limulus polyphemus (Atlantic horseshoe crab)
Lineage: Eukaryota; Metazoa; Arthropoda; Merostomata; Xiphosura; Limulidae
Product: Ca(2+)/calmodulin-responsive adenylate cyclase-like
Exons: 23
Coding region: 130-4728 (1532 amino acids)
Biological process (GO): intracellular signal transduction; adenylate cyclase-activating G protein-coupled receptor signaling pathway; cAMP biosynthetic process
Cellular component (GO): plasma membrane
Molecular function (GO): adenylate cyclase activity
Source: RefSeq, a predicted model, not a curated record
UACUGCACUUGAAAUGAUCAGCGCGCGCUUCACUUUGAGUAAAACUAAUUAGUAGACACUGGAAUCUACUCUGUACGUACUCUCGACCGCUUUAAUCUUUACCGCUUGGACAAUUCUUUUCUUCAGAACAUGGAUCAAUCAGUAAAAGCAAUUAAUGCACACAGAAAAAUGGUAUUUUCCCGACUGGUGAACCGUAGAAGAUUUGACAACGAAGAGUUAGAGUCCUUGUACCAGCGAUACACCUUCAAGAUCCAACAGUCCUCAAUAUUUAGUGUCCUGGCUCUGUUUAUUUUCUUGACUGGAGUCUUAACCAUUCUACACUUCGUCUAUGUUAAAACUGCCACCGCUGCCAAUCUGUAUUUUCUGUUGCACUGUCUGUGUUUUGUCACACUUCUGACCUUCACCUGCACGAGAUGGAUUAAAGAUUCAUAUCUUCUCGCUUUAAGCUACGUUAUUUUAUGUUUUUUCGUGACCUUCUGUAUGGUCUCUCUACCUCUGGACCUUGGCACACGAGACACGUGGGGUAGAGGCUCUUGGGGUGCACGACAUAGUGCGGCUGAUGGGGUAUGGGAGAUACUUUAUUGUUUAUUCGUGUCUUAUACUAUGUUGCCUCUGAAAACAAGAAUGUCAAUGACUCUCGGGAUCUUUCUACCAGUUAUCCACACAGGCGUAGCGUCAAAGAUGUCUCAAGAAUUUCCCAGAUUAUUGAUGCAUCAGCUAACUUCUAACUGGAUAGCUUUCAUCUGUGUAAACAUUGUGGGAAUAUUUGUGCAUAUAUUGAUGGAGCAUGCGCAGAGAAGGGCUUUUUUGGAUACCCGGAACUGUAUCAAUGCACGACUUGAAAUGGAAGACGAAAAUGAAAAGCUGGAGCGUCUCUUACUGAGUGUCCUUCCUCAACAUGUUGCCAUGGAAAUGAAAGAAGAUAUUAUUAGUCCCCGCGAAGGACAGUUCCAUAAGAUAUAUAUCCAGAGGCACGAGAAUGUCAGCAUUUUGUUUGCAGACAUCGUGGGUUUUACUGUCCUAGCUUCCCAAUGCACAGCCCAAGAACUAGUUCGGUUGCUGAAUGAACUUUUUGGGAGAUUUGACCAACUGGCCAGUAAAAACCACUGCCUAAGGAUCAAACUUCUUGGGGAUUGUUAUUACUGUGUUAGUGGACUCCCCGAGCCGAGAUCAGACCACGCUCAAUGCUGUGUAGAGAUGGGAUUAGAUAUGAUCGACGCCAUUGCCUCGGUGGUGGAGACCACGGAUGUCCAGCUGAACAUGCGUGUUGGUAUUCACACUGGUCGAGUUCUUUGUGGAGUAUUGGGCUUGAGAAAAUGGCAGUAUGAUGUGUGGAGUAAUGACGUAACGUUGGCUAAUAACAUGGAGGCAGGAGGUGAACCAGGACGGGUUCACAUCACUCAAGCGACUUUGGACUUUCUUAGAGACGAGUAUGAAGUGAUUCCGGGUCAUGGAGGCAAUCGAAAUUCUUAUUUAAGGGAACAAAACAUCAAAACUUACUUUAUUGUUGCUCCCCCUUCACGAAAAAAGCUGUUCUUGCUCAACUCUUUACAAGUGCGGAAACUAACGGGAUCAAGCAGAAAGAAGUUGACUUUCAAGAACGUAUCCAACGUAGUCCUGCAAUUGAUACAUUCUAUCAAGUUCAGUGUCGAUGUUCCUUUUUCAAACAUUGCCACAGUGCAACAACAAACGGAGAAGCCCGCAGUAAAAAAGCUAAAAGUGGCAGACAAGUUCAGAAAGUCUUUUAAAAAAAGGCACUCCACGGUCUACCACCAACCAACUAACCGGGUCAACAAGUAUCUGGCCCAGGCCAUCGAGGCCAGAAGUGUAGACAUGGAAAAAGCUACUCAUGUUAAUGUCGUCACUCUCUGUUUUAAGAACAGGCAAAAGGAAUGGCAGUUUCACGAAGGAAAAGAUCACGGUUUUGGAAAUAGUAUGAUCUGUUCGUUAGCGGUAUUAUUGUGUGUAGGAUGUAUCCAAGCUAUUGUGCUACCAAGAACUGUCGUGCUGGUUGUGUUAUUCUUAGCCGCAUUCUUUUGGUUGGCCGUAUUAUUGGGGUUGGUGUUGGCUAUCAGAAUGAAAGCAAUAAAAUGGGAUGUUAGGAAAUAUUUCCUCACUCGGCUUGGAGCCAUAAUAUUUGCCAUUAUCUUGAUAUAUGCUGUUGCUCAAGUUAACGUGUUCUCAUGCGUCGCCGACCCUGUCUGCGUAGAAAGUACAACAAAUGUCACUCAAGCACCACUUUAUGCUGACCAUCGGUCAUGUCCACUACCUCAUUACAUUGUCAUCAGCUGUUGCCUUGCCUUCUUACCCAUUGUUCUAUUCCUAAGACUUGCCAUUCUCAUUAAGGCGGCUUUACUCCUGCCAAUGACUAUUAUUUUCUGCUUGAUAACCGAGUUCACCCAUGCCUCAAUGUUUAGCUGCUAUGAUGAGCAAGUCAGGAACGCUGUUCCAUUCCAUAUCUUUGGAAUUGUGGCCAUUGGUCAGUUUCUACUUGCCGUGUUAGUACAAGGCCGUCAAGUUGAGUGGACAGCGAGACUCGACUUUCUGUGGAAUGCACAGGCAAACGAAGAAAAGCACGAGAUGCAUCAGUUGCAAAAUAACAAUCGGCGUAUUUUGUUUAAUCUUCUACCCGCUCACGUGGCGAUGCACUUUCUGGACAACCAGUUUAGAAACAAUAUGGAACUUUACCAUCAGUCAUAUGCCAAAGUUGGUGUCAUGUUUGCUUCUAUACCCAACUAUCACGAGUUUUAUAUGGAGCUCAAUGCUAACAACCAAGGCGUAGAAUGUCUGCGUCUUCUGAAUGAAAUAAUUGUUGAUUUUGACGAGCUUUUAGAUGAUGAGAGGUUCAAAACAAUUGAUAAAAUCAAGACCAUAGGAAGUACUUACAUGGCGACAAUUGGACUUAUCCCGGAUUCUCGUAUUCCGGAAGAUAACGACGACGAAGCUGCCAAGUGUAUCAGCACGUUAGUAGAACUAGUGUUUGCCAUGAGAGACAGACUGGCAGAUAUAAAUGAAAAUUCUUACAAUAAUUUUAUGUUACGCGUAGGUAUCAACGUAGGACCAGUUGUAGCUGGAGUAAUUGGAGCAAGAAAACCACAAUAUGAUAUUUGGGGCAACACCGUCAAUGUGGCUAGUAGAAUGGACAGCACUGGAUUACCUAAUCACACUCAGGUUACUGAAGAUGUCUAUCUUUUACUGAAGAAUUAUCCGUAUGUGUUCAAAUGUAGAGGUCGUGUGAACGUGAAAGGAAAAGGGGAAAUGACUACUUAUUUUCUAGUUGGCAGAAAAUCGAAUGGGGAAAAGACGUCCUCUUAUAAUUCACAAGGAUCUCCAGGACAGUCAGAACCACCUGAUCGUGGAGAACAGCAGAAUGAAGAAUCUUCAUCAGUACAUGGGUUUUCUCAGAACAAUAAACAAAUCAGCAGUUGGGAAGGUAUGUCUAAUGGCAGUGAAAACACCACUCCUAAAACUAGAAAAGUAAAAGCAAACCAUGAGCUGAAACGACUGGAUCAAGAACAUUCUCAGUGUCCGUCAGAUUCUUCCUCGCAACAGAAUUGGGUUUUUUUUCGGAAGCCUGAACAUAGUAGAAGUUCAUUUCAAAUCCGUGAAUUACUAUACAAUUGCAGUUGUUCAAAACUUCACUAUAUAUAUUUUUUUUCGGAACCAAUAACUCCAACCAUUGUAGAUCAUUGUUUAAUCAAUGCUAAGGAUAUUAUUGGGCUACUAAAUUUCUUCAUAUAUUAUUCUGGUUGCACCAGAAGUUCAGUGUCUUUAGCUUGUCGAAAUGAACUAUUUUUCCGUCAUAUUUUCUGUUUACAUGUGAAAAUUAUGACAGUUUUUCAAGUGCAAGAGAAAAAAGGCUUAGCUUUGGAAUCACCAGACCAACUAGAACAAGAUAAAGUAAACAUCGCAAGAGCUAUAAUAAACAUAAAUUUAUCGUCUCGAGACUCUACUGAUAAGUCACAUUUUAAUAUUUCUUAUAUAGGUUCUAUGUUAAUGUUUCAGCGACAAGUUUGGCAUGGAAAUUCAACAAGAAAUUUUGAACAAAAGAAUAAUUCGUCUUCAACAACUAACAUGAAGUUUGAUGAAAUUAUCAAAAACGAUUCAACCUGUAAUAAUCAUGAAGGUUCAUGCCAAAUAAUUAUAAAAGUCUUUCCAGAAACUUUGACAAACUUUUCCAAAGAAAAGGAAGGUCUAAUAAAGGACUGUUCCAAAAACAGUAAAUCAAAUGAACGAAGACAUUACAAAAAAAUUGAAAGUCCUGGAAGGAAGAAGUUUAUUCAUCAAGCAGACAGAACACUCCAGAAUUUGCUUAGCAGAGUUAUACAUAUAACCAUUUCACUGGUCAACUGUAAUGGUUCACAAGAUGAAUAUAUGGAUGGACACAAUGCCAAGAUUGCGGUUGACUUGUUGCCUGAUAGAAACUAUAAAAAUGUUGCUUUUUGCAAGAAAACCAAUACUCCCAGAGCUUUUGGAUCUAGUAGUGAAUACAGCGAGGACGGUAGCUGUGAGGAUGAUGAGUUGAUGGAGAUUGAUUCUGAAGAUGAUGGAAAUAUAUAUAUGAAUGAUGAUGUACCUCACAAUAGUGUGUCUUUAGAAAACGAAUGUAGCUUCAUGCAUACGGAUUGUGUUUUUGAUGAUCUCAUUUCGAUUAUCAAUGGUUACAGUGGCAAUAUUUAUCCGUUUUCUGGGUCCAGAAGCAACAGUUUUGUGAAGACUAUCCAUUAA